GAUGCACAGACACACACAUUCAGACACAGAACGCUAAAGCUGCCACAAACAGCAGGAUAGACUUUCUACUGUGUACUGAAGAGGGACUGUCUUCCACGAGUCUCACAGACAAUACAGUCACAGCAUCUAACCAGGAAACCUGCAAGUUUGCUUGCUGAACACAUUUCAGGACAUAUUUUUCUUUCCAAUACUAAAUGAAAAUUAUCAGGAAUUUUUAACUGUAAAAGCCGAGUGAUUGUCUAGAAAAACCAACCACUCCACUGAAGAUUCUCUAAGGAUUGUCACAGACCAAAAGAUCUUAGAAUUGAAGACACAAAAGACAUUCGCUUCAAGCAAAAUCAAAGCAUAAUUGGCAGAAAAGCAAGAAAAGAGACACAGGGAGAUCGGAAAUUGAGAGAAGGACCUCUAGAGCUGGGCUGAUGGCAUCAACAGGCCUCCAGCUUCUGGGCCUUUGCCUGUCUCUUCUGGGCUGGCUGGGUGGGACCCUGGGCUGUGUGGUCCCACUGUGGCGAGUCACUGCCUUCAUUGGAAACAAUAUUGUGACAGCACAGACUAUUUGGGAGGGGCUGUGGAUGAACUGCAUUGUCCAGAGCACUGGACAAAUCCAAUGCAAGGUGUAUGACUCAAUGUUGGCCCUACCGCAUGACCUGCAGGCAGCCCGCGCACUCUCUGUAGUGUCUGUGCUGCUGUGUGCCAUUGCACUAGCACUAGGUGUGGUUGGGGUGAAGUGCACAAAGUGUGUAGGGCAGCAGGCCCUGAAAGCACGGAUCAGCCUGUUUGCAGGGAGCCUCUUUGCUUUUGCUGGGCUCCUCUACUUCAUUCCUGUCUGCUGGACUGCACAUUCCAUCAUCAGGGAUUUCUACAACCCUCUGGUUCCUGCCCCACGGAAGAGGGAGCUUGGUCCUGCGCUGUAUCUGGGGUGGGGGGCCGCUGGGCUCCUGGUGCUGGGGGGAGCCCUGCUCGGCGCUGGGUCCAGUACCCCUGCAGCCCCUUCCUCGCCUAGUUACAGCGGAAGCAGCCGGCAAAGCAGUCCCCGGAAUGCCCCCACACUGCCUGCCGGUCAGGUGAAGGGCUAUGUAUGACUGCUCCUUCGACUGACGACCAGAUGAAUAAAAGAAACACAUUCAGGUGUAUUGAGCUGUAGUACUGCCCCUAAUGCCUAACUUAUUAAAUAAUUUUAUAUACAGUAAAAUUCUUUAUUUGUGCAUAAACUGUACCUUUAAAAGUACAGAUGUGUUUAUGGAAAUACAACUCAUUUAAUUAUUUUAAAGUAAAGUAGUAUAGUGUUUUAACCUUCUAAAAUGUAAAAACUAAAAAACAGAAUAUGUUUUCAUGGCAUUUUAUUGUUGAGUGUUACUGUAUCUCCAUACUGUACAUAA
Molecule: messenger RNA, 1379 nt
Organism: Lepisosteus oculatus (spotted gar)
Lineage: Eukaryota; Metazoa; Chordata; Actinopteri; Semionotiformes; Lepisosteidae
Gene: cldnk
Product: claudin k
Biological process (GO): bicellular tight junction assembly; cell adhesion
Cellular component (GO): bicellular tight junction; plasma membrane
Molecular function (GO): structural molecule activity
Source: RefSeq, a predicted model, not a curated record